CUUUAUGCUGCUCCCCAAAUGGGACACAAAGUGGUGGUGUUUGACAUUUCUGUCGUCAGAGCCUUGUGGGAAACUCGUGUCAAGAAGCACAGAGCAUGGCAGAAGAAGGAGGCUGAGAGGCUGGAGAAGAGCGCACUGGAGAAGAUAAAGGAAGAGUGGGACUUUGUGGCUGAGUGCAGGAGGAAGGGCGUGCCCCAGGCACAGUACUGCAAGAACGGCUUCGUGGAUACCAGCGCAAGGCUCCUGGAAAAGAUAGAGAGGAACUCCAUCACCAGGCAGAGUGCAUGGGUCAAGGACAGAGACAAACGGAGCAAUCCAUUUGUGUUUGAACUUUCAGGGGCACAGUGGAAGGAGCUGCCUGAUUCGCUGAAGGAGCAGACGCACCUCAAAGAGUGGCACAUUCACAGCACCCUGAUUCAGAUCAUUCCUACAUACAUCGAGCUGUUUCAAGCAAUGAGAAUUCUGGAUUUGCCGAAAAACCAAAUCACGAGUCUCCCAGCUGAAGUUGGUCGCUUAAAGAACCUGAAAGAACUCAAUGUGAGUUUCAACCAUCUGAAGAGUAUUCCCCCGGAGCUGGGAGACUGUGAGAAUCUGGAGAAACUAGACUGCUCUGGGAACCUGGACCUGAUGGAGCUCCCCUUUGAAUUGAGUAAUUUGAAGCAAGUGACAUUUGUCGAUAUCUCAGCAAACAAGUUCUCCAGUGUCCCGAUCUGUGUCCUGCGGAUGUGCCGUCUACAGUGGUUGGAUAUCAGCAGCAAUAAUCUGAGUGACCUGCCACAAGACAUAGACAGGCUGGAAGAGCUGCGGGGCUUUCUCCUGUAUAAAAACAAGCUGACCUACCUUCCUCAAGCCAUGCUCAACCUCAAAAAGCUCACCUUGCUGGUUGUCAGUGGGGAUCACCUGGUGGAGCUCCCGACUGCUCUCUGCGAUGCCUCCACACCUUUAAAAUUUGUAAGCCUUAUGGACAAUCCUAUUGAUAAGACCCAGUGUCAAGACAGCAAUGAAAUAAUAGAAAGUGAACAGGACCGUCAGCAUUUUGACAAAGAGUUUAUGAAAGCAUAUAUUGAAGAUCUUAAAGAAAGAGAAGCUGUUCCCAGUUACACCACUAAAGUGUCGUUUAGCCUUCAACUUUGACUUGACCCACCAGAAGACCACAAAAUCUUGCUGCCCUGUGCUCUACAUCUUUGUAUAUGUGUUACAUCUUAUAGGAAUUGUGGCUUGUGCUUAAGGACAAAGUCUAGAAACUACAUCACUGUUAAGAAAAUAAUUUUCAAAUUUCAAAUA
This is a messenger RNA of Peromyscus eremicus (cactus mouse), 1284 nucleotides long. It is a transcript of the gene Lrrc2, whose product is annotated as leucine rich repeat containing 2. The transcript has 8 exons. The coding region runs from base 19 to 1134 and encodes 371 amino acids. The record is from RefSeq and is a predicted model, not a curated record. Gene Ontology annotation, molecular function: protein binding. NCBI's taxonomy places the organism in Eukaryota, Metazoa, Chordata, Mammalia, Rodentia, Cricetidae.